AUGGAUGAUGGCAGCGACGAUGAUGUGGCCGUCAAGGCGGCAGAAGCCUUGGGCUCCCUUGCCUCUUUUAUGGAAGUGGCCGUGGACCCUCGCCGGCCCGAUGCCAGCUCAGCGGAUCCCCUGGAGCCCGGGGAGAAGGUCAAGCAGUCCGGUGAGACCCGGGCGGUGUCCAAAGCAUCUGUUAGGGACCUGCGAACCAAGCUCGAGCAGAAGAAAGGGCGAUCUGCCUCGGCCGAGCCAACGCCGGUCCUGUCUGCCUCGGAUGAGCUGAAGGCCAAGCUUCAGGCGGCAAAGGAGCGGAUGGCCAGGGAGAAGGAAGCUGGCAAGCGACCACUCUUGUCUCAGAUCCUGUCCCCUGAGCCGAAAGCGCCGGCGGCACCAAGCUCGCCCCUAACACCCACCGGCAAGAAGAGCAAGAAGGACAAAAAGAAGGACAAAGACAAGGAUAAGGAUCGGAAAAAAGAUAAAAAAGAAGAAGCAGUGCCUAUCCGCCAGACCAAGGGCAGACCGAUGCCGAAACAGCAGGCACUGCCUUUGGUCUGCAAGGAAAAAGAGCCUGAGCAGAAGCCGGAAGAAGCCAUGAGUGCCAGCGAGCUGGAGCGAAAGAUUGCACUCGAGAAGGCCAAAGCUCGGCGCUUGGAAGAGCUCAGAGAGCGUGAAGCACAGAAGGUCCAGCAGGUGCACUCGAAAGCUGCUGCGCGGAAGAAGAAGGAGGUCGAGGACUCCGUGCGAGAUUUGGCCCGCAAGCUCUCGCAGGAUAUCCUUGAAAUCUCCGAAACCAUCAAUGUUGAAAAUAUCAAGCAAGAGGUGAAGCGCGAGGGACGGGCUGCAGGCCACUUCGGCAACCCCUUGGCUCUUGCGCAGAUGAAGGCGGAGGUGAAGCAAGAAGUGAAGCAGGAGACUCGCGGGCUCGGUGUGGAAGGCGUUAAGGGCGAGAUGAAGUCAGAGCCAGGUGCUGUCAAGCGGGAGGGUGGCCAAAGCUCGAACCCGAUGUCGCACGAGCAGUUCUUGACCAUCAUGUCUCAGCUGAAGCAGAUGCCUACACCGGAGUCCAUGGCCCUCAGCUCGGGGCAGCCCUCCAGCAGCGAGGACCACGGCAAUGCGGCCGAGGAGGAGGCGCAGAACAAUCAACCCAGUGUUUGCACGAUCGGUUGGGAACCCAACGUGGAUCCGUCUGUGAUGCUCAAGAUGCUGGAGAGCUAUCGUGUCGGAUCCAUCGUUGAUGCGCGGCCACCGGAAUACAACACUGAUGGUUUCGCCCAGGCCUGCGCAGCUCAUGGCUGGACCUACGACCGCCAACCAGUGCUGGCGAUCCAUCCUUACGACCUCGGGCCGAUGCAGAUGUUCGCAUACAAUGCCAUCGGCCGCAUAGUGAGCCAAGCCCGAGCUUCGGUCAUGUCUGAUCACGACGGCAGCUGCAAGCGCCAAUGCAUCCUCUUUGCCGGCGACCAGCAAUGGAUCUCUGAGUGCAACUGGCACAUCAUUCAAAGACUCCAGGGCUGUUCUGUAGAAGUCGUCCAGAUCAACCUGGACAAGUACUGGGAGGAGGCUGCCGUUCUCGAGGAAGAAAACGAGAAGGGUGGCGUGACGGUCGCCGGCCCGGCGCUCACGCAGGUGGUGGACGAGCUCCGCAGCCAAGUCGGUCUACCGAAGAUUGGCGACGAGCGUGACAGGCAGCUCAUGGUCACAGCCCGCGCUGGCCUCGAGACCUGGGUGCAGAAGAAGUUCAAGCAAGAUUUGCGGUUGAGGGAGAAAUGCCUUCCUCCCGAAGCUACGCUCAAGGAGAAAAUCGACUGCUUACGAGAUGCUUGCCCGGAACUGUCGCGGGUCGUGAGUAUGGCGCACUUCCUGCGAAUGAUUGGCAACAACAGUGCUCACACAGGUGGUGCGGCGAUUCCACCACGCUACCAGCUCGUGCAGCUUGUCCAGAAGCUCACGGCUGAGAUAAAGGAGUCAGAUGCUCAAACGAAAGCGCACGACGAAGCCGACAAGAAGUGGGAAGCUGCCGAGCCCUUCGCAGCGGUCCUUGCAAAGAUCGCUGGCGAGCCUGCGCCCGCACGUGCGCCGGCCAGUGCCCGCCUUCAGCUUCCUCAGUCCUUGAUCUUGCCCAAAGAUGGCCAGCACAAGGCUACGUUGGUGUAUCUGCAUCCUUUCGGUGCAGGCAACGUCCGCUAUUUGCAGGCCAAGAGCUUGUUUGCUUCGGAGGGGGUUCGGCUUGUGCUUCCGCUGGCGCCGAACACGCAGAUCACAGCAUACAACAAACGACCCUGCAUCAGCUGGUUUGAUUACUACAAUGGCAGCAAAGAGCUGGAGGCCGACCCUCUCAGCUUGGAGGACAUCCGAGUCCGCUUGUCGCUGACAUUGGAGCGAGAAGCAACACUUUUAGGUGACGAUGGGCACAAACGGCUCAUCGUGGGGGGCUUGGCACAGGGGGCCGAAGCGGCUCUGCAUGCAGUGCUGAUGCACCACCAGGUCUUGGCCGGUUAUGUUGGGGUUUGUGGCAAUCUCCUACCUUGCACCCUCCCAGAGGGCCCGGGAAAGGUGAAGCUCCACUUCUUCGACUACGGAGAAAGGGACCCGAAGGUCUGGGUGCACCAGACACGAGACCCGCUGCUGAAGCACCAUGAUCUCACCGAGCAUGGAGCCAUCUUUGACAACGGUGUGGAAGGACUGCCAAAGGACUUUCGCAAGGGCCACUUGCAAGGGGUUGACUUGUCCAAGAUCGACCACAAGCUGGAAGCACAAUGCCUGCAGAUCGCCUGCGAGGCCAUCCUCCGAGCUGAGGAGACGGAGACGGGUGAGACGGCUGAACAGCAACUAGCUGCCGAAGUUGGCGCUCCCGACGAGACGAUGGAGGAGAAGGGGGAGGCUGGGGAGGCUGAGCCAGAGAUUGAGCUCACGGAUGCAGAUUUGGGAAUUGAGCCGGAGCCGGAGGCUGAAGAAAAAGAUCCCUUGCUCCUCGAGCUCGGGGAGGUCAUCGAUGAGAACGCCCCGGAUCCGGUUUUAGAGGGCGAGGAUGACACUGGCCAGACAGCUGACGAGGUAGCCGGCGAUGGCACCGGGGAUGGAGGGGGUGAAGCAGAGAAGGGAGAGGGAGGAGGAGCAGAGAUAGAGCUCACGGAUGCAGAUCUGGGGAUUGAAGCACCUUUGUCGGAAGACGAGGUUGAAGCAGAGGUUGAAGAGGAGGAUGAAGAUUACGACCCCAUGAAGGAGCUGCCAGCCGCAGAGACGCUGGAGGGCGAGAACAUGGUGCUCACCGAUGCAGACCUGGGCAUUGAAGCACCCGAGGAAGAAGGGGAGAUGACUCUCACCCCAGCAGAUUUGGGGAUAGAAGCGCCCUUGCCGGAUGGGGAAGACGUGGUCAUCUUGAUGAAGGCCACUGCCAAGGUCAUGCCCUCUCGGAAGCGACCGCGGGAGGAGGAGAUCACAGUGAAGCAAGAGCUCCAGGAAGCAGAGGCCCCACCGGAUGAGGAAAUGCCAGAGAUGGCUCCGGAGGUCUCCGCCGAGCCCAAGGGAGACGCCGACGCGCCUGCACCUGACCAGUCGAUGGAGGCACCGGCCGAGGAGGCACCUGCCGAGCAGGCGCCAGCCGAGCAGGCGCCAGCCGAGGCAGCACCUGACGAGGUGCCUGUAGAGGCCGCGCCUGUGGGGGAAGCGCAAGACGCGCAAGAGCCCGAGAAGGCGCCAGAGGCGCCGAAUCAAGGGGAGUCCGACUGCCUCCUCGUGAGCGCUGCCCAGGCCACCCUGGGUCUCUUGGAGACGGGGUCCAUGGCCCCAAAGUCCUCGGAGUUCGCCUCAACAGCCGAGAGAGCUGAGAAGUUUGCCAAACGAGCGAUCGUUCUGGCGCGGGAGCAGAAGAGGACUGAUUUGAUGAUCUCGGCUCUCUGCACCGUCUCCCAAUCACAGUACCUCUCGGGAGAGAAGCAUGCGGCUCGCCAGGCAGCUGUGAGCGCCGGCAGCCUCGCUCGACGCAGUGGCGACCGCCUUGGGGAGGCAACGGCGUCCUUGCUUCUUGGCCACUC
This is a messenger RNA of Symbiodinium necroappetens, 4022 nucleotides long. The record is from the annotation of a GenBank genome assembly. Lineage: Eukaryota; Dinophyceae; Suessiales; Symbiodiniaceae.